GUCAGGCGGUGGUUCACGGGUCAGGGAAUAGCUAAAACAGUGAUCGUAGAUGGCUCAAGAACCUCGUCGCGUGUGUUUCGUUCGAGGUUGCCUGCAGAUAGUUGACAAAGCGAAACGAAAUUUGCGGACCAUGAGGUACACCUUUCUUGCAACCCUCAUUGCCUUGGCGACAGGCCUCGCUGUUAGUCAAGCGGAACCGCGAUAUUGUGUCGGAGCAGACAAGAGCGCUCAAGGAGAGGAUGUCCAGGUCUUCGCCGUGUUCGAGAAUGCGACUGUUUCGUUCUCCCACUUCACUGAUCGCGAGCGACCCGAGGGGCAGCAAUCUCGGUCGCCAGUUCUCAAAGAAGCUCAAGAAAAGGCAACUCUCAUUGAUUGUAUCACAGAGUGUCAACGUCUGGCACCUCCCGACGAUCAGCUGAACGCUAACCUACAAGAUCAGUACAACGAGGGUUAUUGUCGAGGAUUGAAGUUCACGGAGGAAAGCGAUGCCAACAAGAAUCGAUGUAUGCUGUACAAGGUGGCUCCAAACAGUGUCCGCACUGCCUCCAAAAAACUCCAGGACAGGUAUUCCUUCAUAGGCGGUGCUACUAUUGGAGCAUGCUCCGACGGAAUGAACAUGAAGAUAACAGAGAAUUAUCAAGGGAGUUGUUGCGAAUUAUGGGUUGACAAGGUUGUUUGAUGUCUUCGCCAGCCGGACGUGUUAUAUCGGCCUCCAGCUAAUGUCAUAUAGCGUGGAAGAAAUUCUAAUACAAUGGCGCUCGACCUCGGAGAUGGAGAUCUUUGCAGGGAAAUCGACGAAUUGUACACUGCAUGUUGGUAGCUAUGUAUUGUGAUCAAUCGGGUGGUGCGCCUGUUCACUGCAGCCCAGUCGCGGACUUUUUUUUUAGAUAGUAUCGCUGCCCGCUACGACAUCUCGAGUCUCUCUGUCAUGAUCGGCAGGGCGAACUGUUCUUUUGCUAGGCUCUCGACCAUGAAAUCCACUCGGCACAUGAUAAUCGACCGGAUGUCUGAAACGCAAAAGAUCAAACAGUUCUCGGCUGGAGGUGCAACAUCGAAACAGCCAAGAACGCCACUUCGGUUGUCCGAACCCGAGAAUCGCUCAAUACAGUAGACAUAAAGUAUUUUCGUCUCGAAUCCUGUAUCACCG
Messenger RNA from Filobasidium floriforme, 1147 nucleotides. RefSeq lists its product as uncharacterized. Lineage: Eukaryota; Fungi; Basidiomycota; Tremellomycetes; Filobasidiales; Filobasidiaceae. The transcript has 4 exons. The record is from RefSeq and is a predicted model, not a curated record. Bases 50 to 679 code for a protein of 209 amino acids.